GGCACUGGGGCCCCGAGCUUUUCUGGGCGGGGGGCGCCGGGGGCCUUCCUGGGCGUCCUGUUCUCCGGAGCGCUGACCAGCCGCUGAGCCAGCCUUCGAGCAUGGCCGCCCUCUGACCGCCGCGGCCCCCUGCCGCCGCCGCCCGCUGCCCCCCUCGCCCCUGCCCACUUGGGCCCCCCUGUUCCGCCUGCGCUGUGCCCCCCCCAGCCGCCGGCACGGCCCCGCCCCCGCUGCCCCGGUGGUGGCCCGCGGCCCCCCGGCUGCCCGAGUUCAAGCUGGAGUCGCUGAAGCGCUGGAACGAGGAGCAGCGGGGCCUGUGGUGCGAGAAGGGUGUGCAGGGGCUGCUGACCACCGUGGGCGCCUUCGCGGCCUUCGGCCUCAUGACCAUCGCCAUCAGCACUGACUACUGGCUCUACACGCGCGCCUUCAUCUGCAACACCACCAACGUCACGGACGAGCCGGCGCGCGGCCCGGGUGCCUCCGACAAGAAGGACCCCGGGGGCCUCACGCACUCGGGGCUCUGGAGGAUUUGCUGCCUGGAAGGGCUGAAAAGAGGCGUCUGCGUGAAGAUAAACCAUUUCCCGGAGGACACGGACUACGACCACGACAGCGCGGAGUAUUUGCUCCGAGUUGUCCGGGCCUCCAGCAUCUUCCCUAUCCUCAGUGCCAUCCUGUUGUUGCUUGGGGGUGUGUGCGUGGCCGCGUCGAGGGUCUACAAGUCGAAAAGGAACAUCAUUCUGGGCGCCGGAAUCCUGUUCGUGGCAGCAGGCCUGAGCAACAUCAUCGGCGUGAUCGUGUACAUCUCGGCCAACGCGGGCGAGCCGGGCCCGAAGCGGGACGAGGAGAAGAAGAACCACUACUCGUACGGCUGGUCCUUCUACUUCGGCGGGCUGUCGUUCAUCCUGGCCGAGGUGAUCGGCGUGCUGGCCGUCAACAUCUACAUCGAGCGCAGCCGCGAGGCGCACUGCCAGUCUCGCUCGGACCUGCUCAAGGCCGGCGGGGGCGCGGGCGGCAGUGGCGGGAGCGGCCCCUCGGCCAUCCUCCGUCUGCCCAGUUACCGCUUCCGCUACCGCCGCCGCUCCCGCUCCAGCUCCCGCUCCAGCGAGCCGUCGCCGUCGCGGGACGCGUCUCCCGGCGGCCCCAGCGGCCCGGGCUUCGCCUCCACGGACAUCUCCAUGUACACGCUCAGCCGCGACCCGUCCAAGGGCAGCGUGGCCGCGGGGCUGGCGGGCGCCGGCGGCAGCGCCUACGGGGGCGCGGCGGGGGGCGCGGGCGCGGGCGGCGGGGCGGCGGGCGCCGAGCGGGACCGCGGGGGCGCGGCGGGCUUCCUCACGCUGCACAACGCCUUCCCCAAGGAGGCGGGUGGCGGCGUCACCGUCACGGUCACCGGGCCGCCGUCGGCGCCCGCGCCCGCGCCGCCCGCGCCGCCCGCCGCGCCCGCGCCCGGGACCCUGGCCAAGGAGGCGGCCGCGUCCAACACGGGCACGCUCAACAGGAAGACCACGCCGGUGUAGGCGGCCGGGGCCGGGGGUGCGGCCGGGCGCGUGCGCGGGCGCGCGUGCAACGCGGCUGCGGGGCCGGGGGCGCCCCCGCCUUCCCGCCUGCGCGCUGGAGACUGCGGGGCCUCCCGGCCGAGCAGGGACCCCGGGAGGGCGCCCGUGGGAGGGGGCGUCGUGUUUUAUUUU
Sorex fumeus (smoky shrew) is the source of this 1685-nucleotide messenger RNA. RefSeq names its product calcium voltage-gated channel auxiliary subunit gamma 8 (gene CACNG8). The transcript is spliced from 5 exons. Gene Ontology annotation, cellular component: AMPA glutamate receptor complex; postsynaptic density membrane. Gene Ontology annotation, biological process: calcium ion transport; transmission of nerve impulse; neurotransmitter receptor internalization. Lineage: Eukaryota; Metazoa; Chordata; Mammalia; Eulipotyphla; Soricidae. The record is from RefSeq and is a predicted model, not a curated record. Gene Ontology annotation, molecular function: channel regulator activity; voltage-gated calcium channel activity. The coding region runs from base 381 to 1514 and encodes 377 amino acids.